This is a messenger RNA of Etheostoma cragini (Arkansas darter), 3782 nucleotides long. Its product is annotated as transcription factor Sp3-like. Gene Ontology annotation, biological process: regulation of transcription by RNA polymerase II. The coding region runs from base 245 to 2146 and encodes 633 amino acids. The record is from RefSeq and is a predicted model, not a curated record. Gene Ontology annotation, molecular function: DNA-binding transcription factor activity, RNA polymerase II-specific; RNA polymerase II cis-regulatory region sequence-specific DNA binding. Lineage: Eukaryota; Metazoa; Chordata; Actinopteri; Perciformes; Percidae. The transcript is spliced from 9 exons.
UUCAAGCCUGUUAGUCCCACCUUUUUGUGUUUCCCGCACCGUCAAUCAAAAUAGAAAAAAAUCGACCCGAAUUCACCGAUCAACGCUAGCCCGCCUUUGAUAAAAUAAUCAUGUUUGGAGUUUAGUUUAUCAGAUAAGCUUCCCGGGUACUACCAUUUACGCUAUGACUGGUACCUAAACAUUUAGCGCAUCGAAGCGUGCAACUAAUCGCGCCACAGCAGAGCAGCCUCUGAAACAAGGAGAAAUGGCGUCCGCGGACGUGGACAGCAGUCAAAGCGAGUUUCUGCAACCCGGCGGCGCAGCGGAAACACAGACAACAGACAUGUCAGCCAUCCAGCUGACUGGUUCCGACCGAUGGGAGGUGUUAACUCCUGUCUCAUCUGGGAAGGAAGACCAGGGAAUUGUUCACAUUCAAAACUCUGGGAUUGUUACGUCCAACGGGCAGUACAUGCUUCCUAUUGGGAGUCUCCCCAACCAGCCCAUUUAUGUUACAGCAUCUGGGAAUGACGCCGCAGCCAAUGGAGUGUCAGGCAUUCAGUAUCAGGUCAUCCCCCAAAUCCAAAAUGCAGAUGGGACACUUGCAGGUUUCACCCAGGGAUUGGAUGAUUGCACGGGUCAGAUUCAUCUCCUCCAAGAUGGCGGCCAGGGCAGCAUUGGAAUCAGCUGUGCCACAACAGCAACCACAGACCUCCUGACGCAGGCGGGGCAUGUACAGUCAAUCCAAACCCUCCCGCUGGCUGGGGGGUCAGCAUACACUAAUACAGUAGGGCUGCCCGGCAACAUAACAUUCGUCCCUAUAAACAGUGUGGAUCUGGAGUCUCUAGGGCUGACUGGAGCGCAGACGGUCCCCAUUGCAACAGGGGUAACGCCCGAAGGUCAGCUGAUCAUGGGUGGCCAGACGCUGGACAAUCAGGGUCAGGACACUGGCGUCAAGCAGCCGCUGGGGACAGUGAGCAGCGCCAACCAAGAACUCUACGUGCCAACCACCUCUUCCUCCUCCAACCCCUCCCAUCUCCCAGAGACCAUCGACGGCACCGGGGUUCUGACCCAAGCAACCGCCGUGUCUGCAGGCGUGUCCGACCCCUCCUCAGAGAACUUCAACUCACAAAACCACCUGCAUCAAAUCCAGCAGGUCUCAUCCUCUAAUGCCACCACUAUCUCGCAGCCCAUCCUGCAGCUGUCUGGGGACAGCCAGGCCCAGGGUCAGGACCUAAAUGCAGCAGGUCAGACUCUACAGAGUGUGCAACUGGUCAACCCCGGGACCUUCCUCAUCCAGGCCCAAACUGUCACAGCUACUGGGCAGAUCCAGUGGCAGACCUUCCAGGUCCAGGGGCUCCAGUUGCCCCAGGGGCAGGGGCAGGCCCAGCAGCUGACCUUAGCCCCGGUCCAUACUCUCCCUCUGGGCCAGACAGGCCAGGUCAACCUGCCCAACCUCCAGACAGUCACAGUGAACUCUGUAGCACAAGGUGGAGUUCAGUACUCACAGGGAGAGGACCCAAACAGUCCAAUUGGUAUCCAGAUAAAGGAGGAGCCGGACUCUGAGGAGUGGCAGCUUAGUGGAAACUCCACGCUCAACCCCAGCGAUCUGAACAACCUGCGUGUUCCGAUGGGAGAUGAGGAAAUGGAGAUGGCGGGCGGGGAGGGCAAGAGGCUCCGCAGAGUAGCCUGCACCUGCCCCAACUGCAAAGAGUCUGGAGGAAGAGGUUCAGGCAUGGGGAAGAAGAAGCAACAUAUCUGCCACAUUGCCGGCUGCGGGAAGGUUUAUGGGAAGACGUCUCAUCUUCGAGCUCAUUUGCGCUGGCACAGUGGAGAGAGACCCUUCGUCUGCAACUGGAUGUUCUGCGGGAAGAGGUUCACCAGGAGCGACGAGCUGCAGAGACACAGGAGGACACACACAGGAGAGAAGAAGUUUGUGUGCAUAGAGUGCUCCAAGAGGUUCAUGCGGAGCGACCACCUGGCCAAGCACAUAAAGACUCACCAGAAUAAAAAAGGCGGGGUACCCUCCACGUCUCCGCACACCGCCGACGCAGUCAUUACCGCCGACGGAACCACACUCAUCCUCCAGACCGCCAACCACGACCUCUUAGCCAAUCAGGAGAUCCCUUUGCAGCUGGUCACAGUGGCGUCCGGUGAGGUUAUGGAAUGAGGGGGUGAAUGAGCGAGGUGUUUUUUUCUUUUUCUUUUUGAGAACUAGCCUAUCACAGGGACCUCUUGGGCUUUUCUCUUUCCCCUCUUAACUUGUUUUUUACAUAUGAAAUAUAUAUACGUAAAUAUAUAUGACAAAUAUAUAUAUUUUAAGUAAGAGUUAUCAUGACUUUGUUUGUUUUCUGCUGUCUUUUUAUAGGCUGGCAAAAACAAAAAAACAUUAAAAUGUGGUUUCUAUGUACACGCAUACACACACACACACAUACAUACAUUAAUACUCAAGACAGUACAUGAAUACUCUACACAAUGAAAUGCCUUAUUUUGUAUAAUACUCUUGUAUAAAUUGCUGGAGGUGCAUGUGUUUUUUUAAGCUUUGCAGAUGAUGUAAAUGCAACAGAGAUAAAUGUGUUUGUGAAAUGAUGAUGACGAUAAUGAGGAGGAGGAGUUUCUGUAAGAGAAUAACGAAGUAGUGAACCUCUCUGGGAUGAUUGCAUUUUUGUCUCUGGAGAAUUCUGACAGAACCAAGCGGUCUGUCUGAAGCAGCGCUGCAUUCACACUGAAUUGUUGCACUGCUGCAGCCAUGAAGGAACACUUGAUUUUAAAGGAAUAGCUCAACAUUUUGGGAAAUAUGCGCUUUUGCUCUCUUGCAGAGAGUUAGCUGAGAAGAUUGUUAUCACUCUGUACUUGGCAAGUGGUUUUGAUGUUCUUAUCUAACUCUUGGCAGGAAAGCAAUUAAGCACAUUUUCCAAAAUAUCAAUCAUGACAGGCAACAGGGCGGCGACACUGAUGUCAUGCUGUGUUGCUUCAAGCAGAGCGGGAGGUUCGGCUGGUCGUCAGAGUAGGAUGACAGUGCCACUGUUAACUGAUGAGAAGUUGUUUACCACCUCGACAGGUGGGAAAUAGAUGCAACCCUCUCUGAAAAAGGGCAACUUCUUCCAGCAUCUUGUCAGUCUGAACAGAAUGUCUCAUCUUUCCUCAUGAGCACACCGUCCGCUGUGCUUGUCCACGUCUUUAUUUUUCUUUCCUUUUUGCAUAUUUUUGUUGUAAAUUCACAUUGUAUUUUGGUUUUCUGUGUCUCCUUGCUGAUCUGCGUGUCUUCUAAAUCAAAGCCACAUGAUGGUGAACAUAGAAGUGUUGAGUGGGUGCCUCUGAAUUGCUGCAUGUCUCUUCAUUGUCAUUGUCAGCUGCAUAUGGCUGCAGCAGAAAAUCCACGAAUCUCGCCAUGUGAAGAAAACAGAAACAGCCCCCCCCCCCUCCCGAGGGUGUGAUUGAACAUUCCAGCUGGACACCGGAUGAUGUGGGAUUAGUUUUGCAAUAACUGGUCUGUUGGUAAUUCUGGCCAGAUGUCACUCAAGUCAAAAGGAAAACAAUCAUGCCAUUGUUUGUCGUUUUGUUUUUAUUUUAAUUAAUGUAAUCCCUUUCUUGGUUUGUCAUGUUUGUAGCAUUCAUUUACAUGUAUAUUAUCUUAAGUUCACAUUGUUUAUAGAAGCCAUUACAUUAGUUAACAGAAUUUGUUGUAUCAAAACUUAUUUUAAGUGAUUUUCUUUUUUUCUUUUUUUAAGAAUUGGUGUAAAAAUUGAAUGUUACCUUUUGUAAACCCUUUUUUCAAAUGGAUCACAAUAAAAAUCUAAAACUUU